AUGUCGACGGCGAGCAGCACCCCCGCCGCGACAGUCACCGUCACUCUUCCCGCGACUGCGCCAUCUAAUGACCCUCCCACUCAGCCUACCACUGGCGGCGUCAAUUCCGCAACAGGCACGACAGCUACUAGCACAACAUCCUCUCCAGCGACCACCGUCUCCGGAAGUGCCCCCCCUGCGAAAACCCAGAGAGCGGGGCUUAAUAUGGCAGACUUCCUAGCGAAGAACCCGCUUCCGAAGCCUCAGGCGCUCACAGCGAACGUCAAAGCGAGCCAGACCACCCCGGCAGUGACGCCCGCAACCGUUCAGUCUCCGACCUGCGUCAUCAUGCCCUGCGAGGAAGAGCUACGGCACGAUUUCUGUGCUGAGCGGCUGAUUAACGCGGUCGCAGCGUCGGCAGGAAUCGCGGCCCGAACGCUGGGAAGGAAAAUCCACCAAUUCUGGGAUAUUGGGCAGACAGUUACUUUCUCCUUCAUAUCUGGACAUCCCAACCAGCAGACAAAGGCCGCCUAUUUGCUCACCGCCCCAUACGCCUUCUACUGGAUCAAUUUGUCGUUCAGCCAGGUCGCGCAGGAUGGCGAUAUCCGGAUUUCAUUUGAUUCGACGAUGGGCAACUGGGUUUACGUCGGCCGCACUGCCGCGGAGGUUCCAAAGCCGCGACCGACGCUCAACUUUGCUUCGCUCACGGAGGAUAGCAAUACGACGGCAGAGGAGUGGAAUGUCAUGAAUCACAUGGUGGGGCAUAUCUACGGGUUGUUGCACGAGUAUCCAGGCGAGUCGAAUGCUACUGUCGGCCAAAUACCCACGCUGGACGCAAAGCUGGUGCACGAGUACUACGCAUACACGCUGGGCUGGGACGUCAAAAAAAUCGACCGCCACAUCCUCGACGUUUAUGCCUCUGCGCCGCUGUCCAAUUUUCCCGCCUACAAUCCCGACUCGCUCAUGCGCUACUUUAUGCCCGCCGCGCUGAACACGAACAGCACGCCGACGUGGCCCGACGCAGCGACGUACCCUGCCGCGCCGACGAAUAUGGCGAACCAGGACAUAAGUUACCUUGGGUGUGUUUACCCGAUCACGCUCCCCGGCAUCGAUACGUCGCUCAGUGGACUCGGCAUUGAUCCGGACGCGAAGGCCGCGUUCAAAGCGGCACUCAACGCUGGAAAUUUGAAUCAAGCGCGCGCGAUUGCGUGUGCGUGGUGCAUCGUCGGGCGCUCCGCGACCGUUAAGGCGUAG
Molecule: messenger RNA, 1233 nt
Organism: Mycena indigotica
Lineage: Eukaryota; Fungi; Basidiomycota; Agaricomycetes; Agaricales; Mycenaceae
Product: ZnMc domain-containing protein
Exons: 9
Coding region: 1-1233 (410 amino acids)
Molecular function (GO): metallopeptidase activity
Source: RefSeq, a predicted model, not a curated record